GUGUUCAGUCGCUUUCUCAGAAACUCUCCAUCAGAACCUGCUUUCUGUGUUUACCACCUCCUUCCAAUACUCUGCGUGCUGCCCUAACCGUCUGUUUGCAUCAUUAUUUGCUCGGCGUUCCGACCGUCUCCGUCGAAUCUGCGUGUUGCUCGCGGCGUCCUGCCCCCGGCUGCGCGGUCGUCUGGAAUCGGCCUCCGUCGGUGGGCUCAUGUUGCUCAGUCGUUGCGGAUCGGUGGCGUCGGCCGGACUUGCGCGAACGUCGGCGCGUCGAUAGUGCAUCCGAGCGACCGUGAACGUUCUAGAGGAGGGUUCGGGCAAUUCAGUGUUUCCAGGUGCGAGCGAACGGUGUAAAGGAGCGGACGGAAUCACAGACUCAUCAUGAGGUGACGCGGUGUUACGUUAUAUUCACUGUCUUGCGAACUGGUUAGCAUUCCAUAGAAGAUCGCAAAGUGGAGGCACAUCUACCUACCUUGCUGAUCCUGAUAAAACUGAGUGCUAGUGUUACCCACGUGAAACAAACCAGCCGGCCCAGCGGUGCUGUGUGGUCAGUGGUCACCUGAUCAGCUUGACCACGCGACGGGCGCCACACCUUCUCCACGAUGUCGAUCGACGAAGCACCGGUGCCCUCCGAUCCCCGGCGCUCCGGCUGGGGGCAGCUGCUGCUGCGUACCUUUGGCGACCCAGAGGUGGAACACUUGUACCGUCAGUUUCACGAGACAGCACGCCGCAGUGAUGUGCAGUACCUCCUAGCCUGUGCGCUGGUAUGUGGAGCUCUCAGUCUCGGACACGAGGUGGACACAGGUCACCGCCUGGCCCACCUCAUCACCGUAGGGACGCUCACCGCCCUCCACGCGCUCCUACUAGCCGUCACGUCUCUCCGCUGGCUGGGCUCCAUCGGCUGGCGCCUCGUACCGUUCGCCGCCUGGGUGUUGUUCGCCGCCACUAUUGGAGCACACGUGCGUCUGGCGCACCGCUCCGGGCCCACGGACGGCCUCGAGUGGUACCUGCUGCUGGUGGUGCUGGUUUGUGUGUGUCUGCCGGUGCGACUGCGCUGGUGUCUGCUGAUGUCUGCGCUUACAGUGGCGCUCUACGUGGGAUCGACGCUGGCCUUCGCUGCUGAUCGGGUUCACCUGCGAGAGAGGGUGACGGCCGGCUGUGUCCUGCUGCUGGGUGCCACCGCGCUGGGCACCACCGCCUACCUAUUCACCGACCUCCGGCAGCGGAGGACCUACCUGGAGACCCGCAAGGUCAUCGAGGUCAAAACGUCCAUCGAGGAGCAGUCCAGAACACGGGAGCGCCUUCUGCUGUCGGUACUGCCUCGACACGUCGCUGAGACAAUGAGGCAAGACUGGGGUCGGAUGGAUGUUGGACAGUUCAAGAAAAUCUACAUGAAGAGGCACGAAAAUGUCAGCAUCCUCUUCGCCGACAUCGUGGGAUUUACGGCUAUAUCGUCCACCUACUCGGCUUACGACCUGGUGCACAUGCUGAACGAGCUGUUUGCCUCCUUCGACCGCCUGGCAGACAAAUACAAGCAGUUGCGGAUCAAGAUCCUGGGCGACUGCUACUACUGCAUCUCGGGCUGUCCGGAGGAGAGAACCGAUCACGCCAUCCAGUCCGUCUACAUGGGGCUCUCCAUGGUCACGGCCAUCAAGUCGGUGCGGGAGUCCACCCGCUCCACUGUGGACAUGCGGGUGGGGAUCCACACGGGCGCCGUUCUGGCCGGUGUGAUGGGACAGAAACAGUGGCAGUUCGACGUCUACAGCAAAGACGUGGAGCUCGCCAACAAAAUGGAGAGCUCGGGGAAGCCGGGGUAA
This is a messenger RNA of Amphibalanus amphitrite, 1814 nucleotides long. RefSeq names its product adenylate cyclase type 3-like. The record is from RefSeq and is a predicted model, not a curated record. Gene Ontology annotation, molecular function: adenylate cyclase activity. NCBI's taxonomy places the organism in Eukaryota, Metazoa, Arthropoda, Thecostraca, Balanomorpha, Balanidae. Gene Ontology annotation, biological process: intracellular signal transduction; adenylate cyclase-activating G protein-coupled receptor signaling pathway; cAMP biosynthetic process. The coding region runs from base 600 to 1814 and encodes 404 amino acids. The transcript is spliced from 6 exons.